This is a messenger RNA of Cyprinodon tularosa, 1492 nucleotides long. RefSeq lists its product as uncharacterized. The record is from RefSeq and is a predicted model, not a curated record. Gene Ontology annotation, biological process: adaptive immune response. The transcript is spliced from 4 exons. Lineage: Eukaryota; Metazoa; Chordata; Actinopteri; Cyprinodontiformes; Cyprinodontidae. Bases 597 to 962 code for a protein of 121 amino acids. Gene Ontology annotation, molecular function: signaling receptor activity. Gene Ontology annotation, cellular component: membrane.
UUAUCUGCUGAAAAGUCAGAGUACAAAAACCACCAGCUCUCUGUGUCACGUGUUCUUGUUAGCCGUGAGUCUAAUCGAUGUGGGUAAAAAACCGAGCACAUUUCCAACUGAGGUGUCAAAGCUUGAGUAAAUCUUUUUAGUGGUAGCUGUAGAUAUGCUGGGUGUCUGGGUAAAGGUCUGUGCCAUCCUCUUUCUCUGCUACACUGCAGGUAAGCCUAAGAAGAGUGCAUAGGACCCAAAAAGAUUGAUUUAUCAUUUACUGUUAAAGCUUCAUAACUUUUAUAAAAUGGUGCUCUUUCCAUUUUUUAUAUUCAGAAGUGAAAGUGGUGGUUUGGAGAGAAGUUGGGGAAUACAUCACAUUCCAAUGCAGAAGUAAAUCCAGUCAAAGUUUUAUACAUUUCAAAAGGGGCCUCAGGCAGGAGACAAGCAUUGUUUAUGCAGAAAAAUCUAUACAAAAAAAACCUGUUGUUCGAGGAUUGGUCGACAGAGUCCAGAUAAAUGGAACAUUCCCCAAAAUAAAUAUUAUUCUUAGAAACUUGGAUUUAAAUGACACAGGACCAUACUGGUGCAUUUAUUCUAAAAACACAUAUAAGGAGAUGGUUACAGUGGGCGAGGGAUCAGUGGUCCUGGUGGUAAAAGAAGAAAACUCAUGUGCCAGAGCAGAAGCAGUGCAGGACCCCGAGGAGCCAAAGCUGAACAUGCCUAUGGUGUAUGCAGUCCCUGCUACAGCCCUUCUCCUUGGGAUCAUAUUAGGCGGUUUCAUUUGGUUUAAGCGCAAGACCAAGUCCUCUGACAUCACAGUUGAACAGACGUGCGUUGCCACCAGCACCAAGGUUUAUGAGGACAAAGAAUGUGUCAAGGCUGAAGAUGAAGCCGAGGAUGACAGCCUGAGUUUGCAGCAUGCAAACCCGACUGAAACAAGUGACACCCUGGACCACAGCGUUAAAAGAGAUGCGCGUUAAGUAGUUUUGCACCCCCACCUCAGACCAUUAACAGUUUCCUAUACCCAGUUUUCUUGUGUGCACAGAAGUGGAUGUUGGUGCCAAAUUUGAAUAAAUGAUGCUGUCAAAUGUAAAAAUGGAAAAGAUCAUUAUCAUGUUAAACAUUAGAAAUGUAUACUUGUUUUAUCUUUUAUGUGUAAUUUAUCCUUUUAUAUUCUAAGCUAAAAGGUUUUUUUGCAUGAUGUAUACUGUAAACAUUAUAAAAAUAUUUAAUCAGAGAAACAAUAUUAAUAGAUAAUAAUACACUUAAACAUUUAAUGCAGUGACGAAUCAUAUAAAAUAAACCAUUAUCACGCACCGUUAAUCAUAAAUAAAUGCUCACAUUCAUAAAAUGGACAAACCAGUCUAAUGCGUGUGUAGUUAUAAAUGAUUUUUUUGUACGCUUGUUGCUAUAGUUCAGUCAAACUCAACGUGUUUUUAAGGGACUAAGAUAACUUUCUAUAGGAUAAUGUUUUUUAUUGUGAUUUUUAAUAAAUAAAUUCUUGAUUUUC